CAAAAAACAACCAGACAAUGGUUUUAAACCCUGAGAAUGUUGACUCCGGCUUACAAGCUGAUUGAGUUGAUGAUCCUUCCCGCUUUAAGAUUGCCUCUCACUGGAGGAAUACGCACUCCUUUCGUCCUCCGCGAUCUCCGGGUUAGGGGUUGGAGGAACGGCCCCGGUAUUGUAAUAAAUACUGUUUCACCCAUACGGUCGAAGAGCGGGUGCUCUCGAUAGAGCGAUAAGGCGACAAGGGUCCCUGCAUCAAGGAAGCUUCACAGCUGCACCGAGAAGACGGAAUUCGAGACGACAAGACGACACCAACAAACGGCGCCACUGUAUACACUCGCUUACGACCGACAAGCAAAAGCUGCAGUGACCUCGCCAUACAUGGCCAGCAAGCCGACCGCGGCAUAGAAAUCCCCGACCCUCCUUCCCCAAUACCAGCCCGAGCUCGACCAACCACCGCCAUGUCGCUAAACAGCUAUAUCGAGAAGAAAGUGUGCAUCAUCACCACCGACGGCCGCAACCUCGUCGGCACCCUCGCCGCGCACGACUACACCACCAACCUCGUCCUCAAGAACACGAUCGAGCGGGUGAUCCGCGGGGCCGACGACGGCGAGCCCUCGGCCGAGGUGCCCCUGGGGCUGUACAUUGUGCGCGGGGAGAACGUGUGCCUAGUGGGCCUAGUGGACGAGGCGCUCGACGCGAGCAUCAACUGGACCGAGGUCAAAGGCGCGGCGAUCGGGACGACGAAACACUAGGGCCUGCUGGGGCUGGUUGGUUGGUUACUGCUCGCUGGGCAAGCAAGGCUCGGUCGGGCGGGCGGGUGUUGGUAUGGGAUGGGUUUGGGAUGGAUCUGGGAUACAGGGCGGCUGCGGCUAGCUGGAGGGCGGGCC
Chaetomium fimeti is the source of this 884-nucleotide messenger RNA. RefSeq lists its product as uncharacterized. Gene Ontology annotation, molecular function: RNA binding. Gene Ontology annotation, biological process: mRNA splicing, via spliceosome. The record is from RefSeq and is a predicted model, not a curated record. Gene Ontology annotation, cellular component: U6 snRNP; U4/U6 x U5 tri-snRNP complex; precatalytic spliceosome. NCBI's taxonomy places the organism in Eukaryota, Fungi, Ascomycota, Sordariomycetes, Sordariales, Chaetomiaceae. The transcript has 3 exons. Bases 456 to 749 code for a protein of 97 amino acids.